AUGAACGCACUUAUCAAGCUUCACAGGCCCCUAAGUAAGACUUUACCGAGGUUACGAAUGGAUCAGAGCAUUUGGAACGAUCUGAAGAACGUUGUCCGCCCACUCGUUCAGGACCACCUGGCUGUCCAAGUACCAUACGGAGGGCAAGACCACAAGGAAAUAGACACAAUCUUGCGGAAGGCCAUACGUGCACUACCACUCCUCGAGCAGUACCAAGAUGCCUGGCCCGUAGAUCUGUACAUCCGCCGUUUCCUCCAUGAACACAAUCGCAGGGGGAGCACCACGUUCUGUCGAAUGGCACAGGGACAGAUUGGCCAAAAACCUACCAGCCUAGGACGCGCUGCGCUCAACUUGACCCUGGGCAUUAAACGUAAACCUCGAGCCAGGAAGGUUGCAAGGGACGUUCUGGCAGUCGGCAUCUUGCAGAUUUCUCACCUUGAAGCGCUAAGCACGUUAGACGUGGAUGAUUUCCUCGUUCAACAGGACAGAACCUUACACAUGACCCCAUUCGACCGAUUCAUGCUCGCGAGCGCCAUUAAGCGAUGCAAGAAGUGA
Molecule: messenger RNA, 555 nt
Organism: Coniophora puteana RWD-64-598 SS2
Lineage: Eukaryota; Fungi; Basidiomycota; Agaricomycetes; Boletales; Coniophoraceae
Exons: 4
Coding region: 1-555 (184 amino acids)
Source: RefSeq, a predicted model, not a curated record